Messenger RNA from Poecilia latipinna (sailfin molly), 2475 nucleotides. RefSeq names its product C-type mannose receptor 2-like. The transcript is spliced from 5 exons. The record is from RefSeq and is a predicted model, not a curated record. The coding region runs from base 752 to 1726 and encodes 324 amino acids. NCBI's taxonomy places the organism in Eukaryota, Metazoa, Chordata, Actinopteri, Cyprinodontiformes, Poeciliidae.
CAAAGUUUUUAGGCGAGAAUGUAGAUGUAUAGAUCUAAAAUAUCUGUCUGUUCCUACUUAGAAUCAACUUACAGUUGUCAUUUGUUCCAAGAAUUCUUCCUUGUUAUCACCACACAAGUAUUUUAGUUGAUGAUCUUCAGGGAAAACAGCUCACAUUUAUUUAAGUUUAGUUGAAGUCCAGAGUUUAAAGAGCUAAAGGGAUUUGAUCUAGAUUUUUCUAGAGAAGAAUCGUAUCAUCCACCAAGUGACUCUUACUGCUGGCUUGCUUAUCACAUCAUCAUCAUCUCUUCAACCAUUACAAAUAUCUAUGGUGGACUUCUACAACAUUGACAGAUUAUUUUAUGAAUGUUUAAUCUGUUACCUUUUUCCAUGAUUUAGGGCUACAAAGCUGUUUAUGUCUGUAUAUAGCAUCUUAGUAAAAUUUUUGAAUGUUUACAAAUCCUAAAUGAGUAUGUAUAUCUAACAAAAUUGCAGCUCUAGGGUUUUGCAUUGUGCUGUGGAUAACGAUGCAUACAGGUGUGAGUUGUUUCUUUUAUGUAGCUCAUUUGGUUAUGAAGCAUAGAUACGAUGAACUCAAGUUGCAAAUCUUGUCCGUAGUUUCAAUUCAAACAUUUUCUUGGAGCCUGCUGCUGCAACAUGCUUUGCAUACCAAAAGACAAAUAGUCAAAAAGCACACAGAAGGGUUGUCAUUUUCCCAGACUGCUCUGAGAAAGUCGGCGUUUUCUUCUGCAGUCCACAGCGUCGACUCACCAUGGAGAGGAUCUUGCUAGUCUUAUUUCUUUCAGCCUGCCUCAUCUUCUCUAGCAGCCUUUCCCGUCAGUACCACUUUGUUAAUCUAUCUCUGACUUGGACUGAAGCUCAGGCCUACUGCAGACAAACGCUUACUGACAUCGUCACCAUCCAGGACUCUGAAGAACUGACCCGGCUCUUGGACACGCUUUCAUCUGCUAGGCACAGCUCUGAAGCCUGGAUUGGUCUCUACAGUGUAAUCCACUGGAGGUGGUCUGAUGGCUUCACAGGGGCCGGUGCUAACUACAGCAAUUGGGAAAUCUAUUUUAAUGAGCCAAAUUUUAAUGGAGCCAGUCAGUUCUGUGUGUCUGUUGGAAGUUCUGGAUUGUGGUGGGACGAUUACUGUUCAGAGGGUUACUCGUUUCUCUGUUACAAUGGCACACAACUGGAUCCUGAAUAUGUUUAUGUGAACAAAGGAAUGAAUUGGUCCGAUGCCCAGAUGUACUGCAGGGAGAACUUUGUAGAUCUGGCUACAGUAAGCAGUGAUGAACAGAACCAGAUGGUCGAGAAAUUGGUGUCUUUUGGAGUCUUCUUGUGGAUUGGUCUCUUUAGAUAUUCAAACUUCUUCUGGUCUGAUGGCAGCAAUGUCUCGUUCACCAACUGGGAUAAUGUCUACAAUCCAAUCGACUCAAUGACUCUUAUCUGUGCCACAACAUCUGUAAGCAAUAAGGGAAAAUGGAGGUUUUUGUCCUGUGAAAACGAAUUACCUGUUGUCUGCUACCACGACCCCAUAGUAAAGAAGCAGAGCGUGAAGGUGAGACUGAAGACUGAGAACUCAGUGAACCUCAACGACGCUGUUCUGAAAGACAGCAUCCUUAAAAAGCUCCAGGACAGGCUGGAGGAGAACGGAGGGAAUGAGAUCACCCUGAAGUGGAGAGAGCAGCCUGAUGGUGAAGUCUUCAAGAAAGAAGGACAAGCAGUGGUGCCUUUUCUUUAAGAUAUAAACGCUAGAUUUAUUGUUUAUUGUCAGAUUUUAACACAGGAAAAUGUUCACUAAAUUAGUUGUAAAAAAUAUAUUUACAAAUGCCAACAUCCACUUGUCUACACCAUCCAUUUGAUCCGAGUCAUAUAAGAAAACACAUUGGUAAAAUACAUUUUAUACAGAUACAGGGUAAACUAAAGCAACGGCAUGACAAACUAAAACAAAUUUAAGAUAUAAGUGUAUGUACAGAUGAAUUUAAGAGUGUGAAAAGGUUGCAAAUUUCUGAUAUACAGUAAAUAUAUCUGAUAUGUACAAUAUGUGUUUUUUGGCUUGAACAUGUUAGGAGUUAAUCAUCUCCAUUCUUUUAUAAGCUUUAAAAGCUGUGAUUAAAACGGCGAGCCUAGUUCUACAGUGGAUCAUCCAUGAUAUGAAGACGUAAAAGAGACUAACUUUCAGAACCACAGAUAAAUUAACCUGUAUUGACUUAGACUGUUUACCUGCUUGUCAGAGACAAGAAUGUUUAGAUAUGAAUGUUAAGUGUGACAAGUUAUUUCUGUUUUAUUUGAAAUAAGCACUAGUUCUGUGGGUGAAACGCAAAAAAGUGAUGGAACAUAAUCUGUAAUAAAUCCUGUUAGACCUUCAUGAAUAGAUGUUAAGACAUAUUUUUUUCUGCAGGUGUUCUGUAUCAGUUUGUUUAAAACAAAUAGUUUUUUUUCUCUUUUACUCUUAUGUUUAGUGUGUGAUUAGGUUGCUGAUUUAUUUCA